This is a messenger RNA of Lolium rigidum, 1449 nucleotides long. RefSeq names its product transcription factor RF2b-like. The record is from RefSeq and is a predicted model, not a curated record. The coding region runs from base 1 to 1050 and encodes 349 amino acids. NCBI's taxonomy places the organism in Eukaryota, Viridiplantae, Streptophyta, Magnoliopsida, Poales, Poaceae. Gene Ontology annotation, molecular function: DNA-binding transcription factor activity. Gene Ontology annotation, cellular component: nucleus. The transcript has 4 exons. Gene Ontology annotation, biological process: regulation of DNA-templated transcription.
AUGCAGCAGCCCAAGCCCGCCGAUCCGCCGCCCCGCCCCUUCCCGCCGCCCUCCCCGUCCAUGGCCGCCAACGCCAACGCCAUGCGCGGCGCGCACCACCGCCGCGCCAGAUCUGAGGUCGCCUUCCGCCUCCCGGACGACCUCGACCUCGCCAGCGCCGACGCCUCCGCGGCCUUCGACGAGAUCGGCUCCGAGGACGACCUCUUCUCCACAUUCAUGGACAUCGAGAAGAUCUCCUCCGGCCCCGCCGCCGACCGCGACCGCGACGCCGAGACCUCCUCCCCGCCGCGGCCCAAGCACCGCUACAGCAGCUCCGUCGACGGCUCCGGCCUCUUCUCCGCCGCCGCCAGCGCCGCAAGGAAGGACGCCGCCGCCGCACAGGCGCUCGCCGACGUCCUCGAGGCCAAGAAGGCCAUGUCCCCCGAGCAGCUCGCAGAGCUUGCAGCCAUUGACCCCAAGCGAGCCAAAAGAAUUCUAGCAAAUAGACAAUCUGCGGCUCGAUCAAAAGAAAGAAAGGCUCGUUAUAUGACAGAACUUGAGAGGAAGGUUCAAACUCUUCAGACUGAAGCGACUACUCUCUCAGCUCAGCUCACACUAUUUCAGAGAGAUACAACUGGGCUUUCUUCAGAAAAUGCAGAGCUCAAGAUAAGGUUGCAGGCCAUGGAGCAACAAGCUCAAUUGCGUGAUGCUCUGAAUGACGCCCUGAAGCAGGAAGUGGAGAGGCUUAAGAUGGCCACCGGUGAGAUGUCAAAUUCCAGUGACGCAUAUAGCAUGGGAUUGCAACAUGUCCUAUACAACUCUUCCUUCUUCCCGCAAUCCCAGCAAAACACAGCCCAGCACCAGGGUGGUGCCCGGUUUCCACCCCCAUUCCACCCACCUCAUCCGAAUGUACCAAACCAUCAGAUGCUCUCCCACCCAAACACACUCUCAGAUAUCAUGCAGCAGGACCAUCUUGCGCGGCUCCAGGGUUUGGACAUCAGCAAAGGGCAUCCAGUUGUGAAGUCAGAGAGCAGCUCGAUCUCUGCCAGCGAAAGCAGCAGCACCUUCUAACCUGGCCUAUCCUGAUCGAGUACUCAGUUUCAUUAGAUUCCUUUGUUCAUAGCCUGACAUCCUUGUGCUGUUUCUGGUUCUGUAAGCUCAAUUUUUCAUUCAUUUGUUUGAUUUAGUUGAAAUUCAUUGUAAUCUCAGUUGCUGAUUUUGUAGACACAAACCCUGUGUUCCUCCCACCUGUUUGUAUCUGGUUCAUUUCCUGCGUGGACGUAGUUUGGGAUUAUAUUGGGAAAAUGGGAGUGGCUUUCUCCCAAAUACUUGUGUUCUUUUCAGUUGUUGAGACUGACUUUUACCUCAUCAGAACAGAGUGAUUGUGUGAUGUUUAUUGUAGUGUGGAGCUAGUUUUUCUUGUGAUAUAUUGUGUGUAUUUAGCAUUUGUGCGUGCACAUGACUAGUAUU